AUGUCAACAGCAGCAACAACUACUCAAACUAUAACACCAUCAUCAGUUGACAAAUCAACACCACCAGAUUUUGGUAAAAGCCUUCAAAAUUAUGAUCACUUAUAUAUGAUUGAUGAUAUUCCAGUUACAUAUAUUCUUGAAAAACUAAGACUACUGGGACCAAGCUACUAUAGUGAUAAGGCAACAGCUUUUGCAGAGCUCCGAGUUCAAGGAAUCGAUAAACCUUUCUGGAUACACAAAGAAUACUUGGUACUACAGUCCAGGUUUUUCCAAGAAGUUUUCAAACAAAUAACAAAUGGUGAUGUAAUCACAAUAAAAGUGCCAUUCCCAGAAGUAUUUGAAAUAAUUUUAAAAUUUCUUUACGAUGGUGAUGGUAAUAAAUGGUAUGGAUCAAUGACAAAAGAAAAUUUUUUCAAGAUCUGGAGAAAUGUUGAAUUUCUUCAAUUAGGAAAUGAAGCUAAAGCUGUAUGUAAUGCUUAUUAUGUAAAUGUAUUGAAAAAAUCAUAA
This is a messenger RNA of Entrophospora sp. SA101, 507 nucleotides long. The record is from the annotation of a GenBank genome assembly. Lineage: Eukaryota; Fungi; Glomeromycota; Glomeromycetes; Entrophosporales; Entrophosporaceae.